AUGCCUAACGCUAGAGUUAAGAAAGGAUCGGUUGUGUAUGGUGUGGUUGUGCGAGCUGCAAUGCAGAAAAGUCGUGUCGAUGGAAGCCAGAUUAAGUUUGAUUGGAAUGGGGUUGUUCUUCUUUAUACUUUUCCGCGGGCUAUUGAAAUGAAUAUCAGAAAUUCUGAGAGGCGGCAGAUCUUUGGACCCGUUUGGCUCGAGAGUGUUUGGUCCUAUCGCGCACGAUAUUCGCAAGAACAAACAUCUCAAGAUCCUUGCUUUGAGUCGACGUACUGUUGA
Molecule: messenger RNA, 279 nt
Organism: Microthlaspi erraticum
Lineage: Eukaryota; Viridiplantae; Streptophyta; Magnoliopsida; Brassicales; Brassicaceae
Source: the annotation of a GenBank genome assembly